Molecule: messenger RNA, 6688 nt
Organism: Ochotona curzoniae (black-lipped pika)
Lineage: Eukaryota; Metazoa; Chordata; Mammalia; Lagomorpha; Ochotonidae
Gene: BPNT2
Product: 3'(2'), 5'-bisphosphate nucleotidase 2
Exons: 5
Coding region: 247-1332 (361 amino acids)
Biological process (GO): phosphatidylinositol phosphate biosynthetic process; skeletal system development
Cellular component (GO): endomembrane system
Molecular function (GO): 3'-nucleotidase activity
Source: RefSeq, a predicted model, not a curated record
GCGGCCCGUGUGGGUAACGUGGAAGUCCGAGCCGCCGGCCGGCCGCGCUGGGGCUGCCACGAGGGUCUGGGCGGCGCGGGGCGGCCUUUCCGGGGAGGGAAUGACGGGGCGCGCGGGCGCCUGGGAGCCGACGGCGGUGUAGCCCGCCUUGCGCCCGGCCCGGAGCGUAGCGGCGGCGACGGCAGCGGCUGCCGGUCCCGGGAGGCCAGGGAGGGCCGCCGCCUCGAGCGGCCGAGCGCCGGCGCCAUGGCCCCCAUGGGCAUCCGCCUGUCCCCUCUGGGGGUGGCCGUAUUCUGUCUGCUGGGGCUCGGCGUGCUCUACCACCUCUACUCGGGCUUCCUGGCCGGCCGCUUGAGCUUCUUCGGCCUGGGCGGCGAGGCGGGCGGCGGAGCGGUGGGGCCCGCGGCCGGGGCCGACGGGGGCAUCGUGGACUUGCGCGAGAUGCUGGCCGUGUCCGUGCUGGCCGCGGUUCGCGGCGGCGACGAGGUGAGGCGCGUCCGCGAGAGCAACGUCCUCCACGAGAAGUCCAAGGGGAAGACGCGCGAGGGAGCCGAGGACAAGAUGACCAGCGGGGACGUGCUCUCCAACCGCAAGAUGUUCUACCUCCUCAAGACGGCCUUCCCGAGCGUGCAGAUAAAUACUGAGGAACAUGUGGAUGCAUCAGAUCAGGAGGUUAUCAUGUGGGAUCAUAAGAUUCCUGAAGAUAUCCUGAAGGAGAUAAGUACCCCUAAAGAGGUACCUGCAGAAAGUGUUACCGUCUGGAUUGACCCGCUUGAUGCCACACAGGAAUAUACAGAGGAUCUUCGAAAAUAUGUAACUACUAUGGUGUGUGUAGCUGUGAAUGGUAAACCUGUCCUAGGGGUUAUACAUAAACCCUUUUCUGAAUACACAGCUUGGGCAAUGGUCGAUGGUGGUUCAAAUGUAAAAGCUCGCUCUUCCUAUAAUGACAAGACUCCAAGUAUCGUUGUGUCUCGCUCCCACUCAGGGAUCGUCAAACAAGUUGCUCUUCAGACUUUUGGAAACCAGAGUACAAUCAUCCCUGCUGGUGGUGCAGGUUAUAAAGUUUUAGCACUCUUGGAUGUGCCUGACAAGAAUCAAGAAAAAGCUGACCUGUAUAUCCAUGUGACAUACAUCAAAAAGUGGGACAUAUGUGCUGGCAAUGCCAUAUUAAAAGCCCUUGGGGGGCAUAUGACUACUUUGAAUGGUGAAGAAAUCAGCUAUACUGGUUCAGAUGGCAUCGAAGGGGGACUGCUUGCUAGCAUCCGAAUGAACCACCAGGCUCUGGUCAGAAAACUCCCAGAGUUAGAAAAGACAGGACAUAAACAAGCCUAACUGAUUACAGGGUACAAACUCUUUUGGAGUGGAAAAGGUUAGCCUGAAACACGCUGCAAGUGUCAAGGGGUAUGUGGAGACUAUGCAUGGUUAAGGCCAUCUCGGACUUUUUAAAGUAUUUAUGAAGCAUCAGAGACUUAUUUUCCCUGGGACAGGAUGAAAGGUCAGGGAAAAUGGGUUGCUUCGUGUCUCAAGUAUUGUCUUUAUUUUUGAGACUAUUUUCGUACAGUUGUCAUACACAAGGCGCAUAUGUAUAUAAAUAUAUUUGUGAAUUAAAAUCUAUAGCUGAGUUUACAUUGUUAUGAAUCACCAUUUUCACAUAACAUGAACCUUCACUCUUUGUUAAUACUUUCAUAUGGAGUUUGGCUGAAGGAAGGGUUGAUUUUGUGAAGAUGUUUAGUGUAAUUAUAUCUCACUGACAAUAAAGUCAUUGGGGACUUUACUCCUAAUUUGGGUGGAAAGCACAACAAGCCACACACUCACAGAACAGAUGCUUUAUUUAACUGUUGUUGAAUAUUUCUAUGGAUUGAAAUGGAAGUAGCUUAAAAUUUUUUGUUUGAAAUUUUGAUAGCAAAUUCACCAGCUUGUAGAAAAUAGUAGACAUGUGGUGAUUUGCAUUGUAAUUAGAUUUCCUGUGUACAUGUAUGUAUGUAUAUGUGUUUUGCUUUGUAACGAAAAGUGUGUGUGUACCCAUGGGCUUAGCAUUUGUACCAUCUUGCUGUUGUUUUCGUUUUCCUGUGGAGGAUGCAUGAUUCCAUCCUUCCUCCUAACCAGCAGUUAGUAUUUAACUGAGAAAAUUCGGCUUAAAGUGUCGAGGUUAGCACUGUCAUUCUGGUUCAUUUUCUCAUUAGGUAUAAAAUAAUACUGUAAGACACCAUAAGUAUAUAAAUGAUUGUUUAUAGUUUAAAGUUACUUGACAUGAUGUGGACUGAACUAGCUUUCAUUAUUUUCAGAAAGGUUGUUUUAGUAAUUAAAAAACAAAGCAACUUGCCAGGUUUAUAUGGGAAGAUUAUCUACAGAGACUGAGCAUAGUUGCUUUUCCCAUGGUGACUUUUACUGUUAAUAAGUGUACAGGAUCUAACAAAGCGCUCAAUGUAGUAACUUUUGGUACUCCACAGUUUCCUUUUAGACUAUCAUAAUAAAAAUAGUUACUUUCUGAUAAAAUUUUUUUUCUGUUCAGCCUGCAGAAUCUGGUUGGAGAAAAAGAUGGUGAUGCAUUCCUUAUGUUGCCAAAAUUAGAACCUUGCUUUACAAGUUAUCUUUGAUUAGGAUGUGUGAUUUCUCUCAAUAUGAUAUCUGAAAGCUUCAUGUAAGCAAUCAAUAUCAUCAUUUUCUGUGACUUAAAUGGCCUUGUAUUCCUUAACACACUAAUAAGGAGGGGCGUGUACUAUGGCUCCUUUUUUUUUUUAAGCUCUAAAGCAGCUUUUGGUUUGUUUUUGUAUUUUGGAAAUAAAAUUAACCAAAGUGUACGUUCUGGUUUGAUAGAAUGUGCAUGCUUUGGGUUUGCAUGUUAUACUAUCCAGUGCCCUUCAGUACCCAUUAGUGAACUACCACUAACAUGAUACCAAGACUUGCUUUGCCUUUAGCAGAGUAUCACAGAUCUACAUAUACAGGCACAAGCCUCCUUCAUUGGCCUUGUGUGUUAGAAAUUAAUUUUGGUGGUUAGUACACUUGAUAUUUAAAUGGACUGAAGAUUGCUUGGAAAGAAUAUCAGGGACCUCAUCUCCAUACUUUGCAGCAAAAUGAUGCAAUGCUUUCCCUAGGAGAGAUGGCAAAAGCAAAUGCUUGCCUGAGUUUUAUGGUGUUAGCAUUUGUUUUAAUUGUGAUGUGUCAAAGUUAGCAGAAAUGACACUGACAAGAAAUGAAAUUUAAUUGGAAGGUUUUUUUGCAAUAUCAUAAUGAAAUUUUAUGAUUUAAUGGAGGCAGAACUGGUUCAUAUUAGCAAGUAUGGUUUGGGUUUUUUUUUUUCGUUAAUCUGUUCAAUGUAUGUGCUGUAGAAGCAAGUACUUUUUGACUAAUCUUUAUAAAGAUUUGAAGAGUGUGUGUUGUAUUCAAAAAAUAACUUAUUGGCUAAGAGUUAAGUAUCUGAUUUUUAUAAUUUCUUGGGAUGAUCUGCUUACUAAUGAUUUUGAAGUGCUUUUAGAGAAAGCUCAUUUUAAAAGUUUUAUUUAUGUGAGAAAGCCAGUAAAGAUUACAGAACUAAUUCAAAUACAAGGAACAGCAUUUGUAGUUAUUUAAAUGAGACUUUUCUCUGCAGAAUAUACCAGUGAAACAGCUUUGUGAGUGAGGCAUGUGAUACCUGCCAGAAUUAGGAAGAACUGUUCCUAAAACAUAGCAGAGGGGAACUGUUGCCAGCGACUCCGCCUCUUGGGUUUCUAGUCUUCCCUUUUCCUUUCAUUCGUCUUUGCUCUCAUUUGGAAGAUGAGUUUUGCUUUAAAACUGAGGAUUGUGCAUCGCAUGUGGUGGUAGCAGUGCCAUCUGUCACCUCUAUCCAUAGAGUGCCCCAUCGUUUCUCAUCUCUACCCUGUUCCCAUCUCCCUUGUUCAUUAAUCAUCUUUCUUUUCUGUAUGCUCACCCCCAAAUUCUUUUCAUUUAAAUAUUUGUCUUGUGAUUGCCAAAAUUGGAAAAGAAAAAAAUAGCGUUUUGCUAAAGUUGCUGUUGGAAAUUCAUCCUGGCGGAUGGCUGGCUAGUUGAGUAACUUCUGAAAUACACCUCAGAAAAAAGGAAAACAUCCUUCAAAGUCACAACCCUUCGCAUUUCAAGGUUAAUCCAGUGCUUCUGUCUUUACAAAGCUUUUCUUCUGACCCAUCUUUAUGAAUAUAAAUGUGAAAAGUAGAGUUUGAAUAGGUAAGCCUGCUUGAGAAAACUUGGUUUUUUCUUUGGUUUUCAUACUUGUGACACUCACCUCAGUUAAGUUUACAAGGGCCUACAAGAUGGUCAGACUUGUCUUUGGUAUGCAAUUGUACCCUUACCCCAAUUAUAGUGUUUUGUGAUAUUAAAUCAGUCAUAUUCUGGUGAGUUAUCUAUAAUGUAGAAUGAAACUACAAAAGCAUUUUGAUUUAUAUAUUUAAAAUAUCAGUUGUGUGAUUGAUGUAGUUUGUUGAGUCCUUCCCUUGAGUGUAUUCUAAGUUGCCCACCACGAGAGUUGCUUGGACGUCAGGCAGAAGCUCAAAAGGAACUGAGAAGGCUGGGAGAGACGCUCAGACCGGGCGAGGUCAGGAGGAUGCCGGGAAGCACCUGCUUACACUUGUCACAGUUGAAUUCAGAAUCUAGAUGUUCCUUUGGUUUUGCAGGUGUCAAGUAUCCCUGGUAGCCUGACUGCAAGUACAGCAAGGUUUAGAGUGUCACUACAGGAAAGAAAAUCCAAUUUCCUGUCCUGGAUAAUACCUGGAGGAUUACCUUCAGACAAUCGGAUGGGCAAAAACAGGAGCUGUUUGCAUUAUCCUAGCACAGCUAUAUUGGCAGUGUGUUAACUGCUUCUAGAUAGACACAAUGAAUUUUUCGUUUUGGACUGAGGCUGAGUCUAAGAUAUAUUUAUUUAUAUGUCCACAAACAAUGUGUUUUGUGACCCUUGUAUAAAGGAAGCCUAAUUUGUGGUUUCAUAUUUUAUCUUUAAAAAAGUUGUGCCUUAACAAUAGGGCAUUGUAUGUUAAUAAGAGAAAAAUAAAACCCUUUUUUAAUAGGUGGGGAAUAUAGGAACUUUUUGCCAUUAAAAUUUAAGUUCUUUUAGUGUUUUUAAUAUUAGAGUUUGGGAAUUCAUUAAUGAUAAAAUUGAUAUGAAAUUAUUUUUGCAUAAUCUAGCAUUUUCAACUAAAGUACAUUUUUAUAAGAACUGGCAUAUUGAUGUAUAUAGGUCUGCAAUGAUAUUUCAUCUUCUGAUUCUCAAUUUCAGUGGAUAAAACCAUCCUUGGAAAUUUUAGUUUUAUAGAUCAUUUCAGUGUGCUAUAUUGAACCUUUUCUCCUAAUCAUCUAGUCCUUUUGAUUAGAAAAUAUUUAUUCAUGAUAGUAUGUGAAUAAUUUAUUAAUGUUAAGUUCUAUGUGUUGUGAAACAAACAGUUCCUAAGGUGGUGGAUUCUCGGUAUGGUCAGCAAUUACAGAGAGUGCAAGGAAAUCCAAUUGGACUUUGGAGGGAAGUGUUGGUUUUAUAAUGUGAUGGCUUGCCAAAAUUUAUUUUUUCGUUUCAUCAGAGCCUGGCAUUCAUCAGAGCCUGAUAUACGCAUUCCAAUUUACUUUGGGUUGUAUUAUUUCUCUUUUCUUUCAAAAGUUGUCUGGUGAAAUUAUUCUGUGGGAAUAUGAGAUUUUUAAGUUCCUUUGAGAUAAUGAAAGCCAAACUAAGAAAUUGAGAAUGAUGCAUCUUAUUAAAACAACUUUUUUGUAUUGUGUUUGUUAGGAUUUCCUAUAAUGUUAGAAUUUGUGUAAAUUGCUAAAGAGAUUAUGAUUUUUGAUUAGUUGUCUAUUAUGUUAAAAUUCUUUUUCAGGUGUCUAUUAUAUAUUCACAUAGUAAAUUUUUCUUGAGGAACAAAGUACUUACCCUAUAUUCUUUUAAAUAGGAAAAAACAUGCAGUGUGUUAUUAGAUCGGUUAAGCUAAAAAACAAUAUUCUGUCUUGUAGCCUUUUUCAUCAUUUAUGUUGUAUUAGGAGGGAGCAUCUAUGAACUUAAAUUUGUAUUCACCUGUGCUUCCCUUCACUAGUAGUAGUCAAAGUUAGUUUUUAAGUCUUAUCAGAAGAGACUCUGUUCUGCCAUGAUGAACACUGGCACUGUGGAGCCUCAUUUCUCCUCUGUGACAGUGUUAUGUGUCUCCAUGUGUUCAGUAUAUGCAGUGGGUCGAGUUUAGUUUACAUACACACAAAAAGAAGUUGUUUUUCCUUUUUGUGUCCCUGCCUCUUCGAACGUAACAUCCCUACUCCUGAAAGUUCAUUUGUUAUAAUCGGCUAACAAAGAUGAGAAAAAUUAUAAAAUCAGAAUACUUUACUUUUGCAAACUCUGUCUCCUUUCACAAAUGAAAGCUGUAGAAGUCGUCGACCUUUCCCUGUUCCAGAGUCCUAAAUAGACCGUGGUUUUCUUAGGUGCUUAGUGUGCGUGGAGCUAAAUUGAGAAAAUGUUGACUAGUUGACUACUAAUAGUAGUGUUUCAUGCCUCAGCUGUGGGAGCUGGUGGUUUCUUUGUUUCCUUUGCAAGUAUUUAUUUCAUUAUCACCACAUACACAUUGUUCUUAUGUUUUGGUGUUCCUUCAGGUACUACGCAUUGGCCAAUUACCUGUAGAAAAUGUGAUUCCUUACAAUAACAUAAUUGUCCCAAAUGGUUGAACUUUGCCAAAUGAAAUUUGAAUUCUGAAUAAAUUGAUCAUGUCUGAAA